AUAUUUAUAGGGUAUCCGGCUUGCUGCAAUAACUGUAUCCCCCACAGUCUCUCAAAGAUGCAUCUCAGACUGUGGUUCAGGCAAGGCUGACUCACCUAGCAGUAAGAGAAACAUAGCAGAAACGCUUGUCCACCAGAGCUGGUGAACAGGGAUGACCUGAGGACCUAGGCUCAAUUUUUAGGGGUGGCUCAAACUGAACAAGCUGUGGUCGUGAGUCUCAUUGUCAUGUGAAGGAGUGAAAGAAUUUGCUUAGUAACUUUAACACGGAAAAACAGGGUCUUGUUAGACCUUCCAUCUGUAACACAGUUAUCUGCAGAAGUGCUCUAUGAGAAUUUACGUUCAGUACAGGUACUCAAGUUCUGUAUAGCUAAUUCAAAACCUAGCUCCUUGCUUGAAAAAUGAUGUGUAUAGGAGACUUGUAAAAAUCUCUGUCUCCUAAGAGGAGGAAAAUACUGUGAAGUAUUUCAUUAUCUUUCUAGUAACAAAUACUGCAGUUGUCCAAACCUAGUUGGAGGUAAAGUUUUUUUUCUUUUGAUUUUUUUGAAACAGCUAUGCAUUGCCAGUGAAACUCCUAUAUAGAAGUGAUGCCUUUUGUUUGUAGAAUGCUCUGUCUUCGUUACAGUACCCAAAGGAAACUUGGGGUGUCCGUGGAGCUUGGAGAUGUUGCGGAGCUAGACUAUGGCCAAGCAGGGGAAAAAGCUUAUGCUUGAGCCCUUUUGAACAGCUUUUUAAAAAAAUGGAAGUGCAGCAAAUAUCUGGGAAUACUACAACGGGUCUUCUGAAAGGCUCUAAGAAGCUUCUGGUAGAACCUCCUAGGAUAAGUUCUCCACAGCUUUAGUAAAAACCUGUAGUAGAAAUGAGCUGAGUGAGUACAUGAAGAAGUAUACAGCCAUAGCGUGUAUGGGAUAAUAAUGGACGGGGUGAUGACCAGUGAGACAUCGUCUGCAAAAGCAGAAGCUGAGGAGAUUCAAGGCCAUGUGAUACCAGAUUAGGUCCUGCGUGACGUGUUACUAGGGGAAAUAGCUGAGCCACCAGAAAAGUCACAGCCAGAUCUUUCCAUAUCCGUGCAAAUAGAGCUGAUGCCAAAAGGUGAUCAGAAGAUGAAGGAACCUCAAGAAACUUGCCCCCUACCAAAGUCAAGUCCUUUAAAUAAGUGAGUUUAAGAAAUACUUGCUGGAAACCUUAACAAUGGAAUUCGGUAUGUAAAUUAGUGCUCUGUUUUCUGUCACAUCAAGAAGUUAUCGCUGACAGGAUGCCUCGCUGGAAGUGAAAUCUCAACACUAGUGCAGGGACCGUCCGUGGUGCAUUUACACAUGCCCAGUUUCUACUACGAAUGACUAUCAGUACUCCUACGUAUCAAUUGAAGAGAUUACUAGUCCUGUUACGGCUUUUUCAGAACUGCUGGCUGCAAUUUGCCCAACAGAUACGAGCACAAUUUACUCUGGGCUUGCAUAGCACUUAACACGCACUUCCAUGGCGGAUGCCCAAAUUAUUCUUUGCUGCUUCGUGACUGAUUGUUAUGCCUGGGAAAAUGAACUGCAUGUUACUAAUUCAUGUGCAGCUGUGCAGUAACUUGGACCAUCUCUUGGACUGAUUCCCCUGGAAAACACUUUUUUUCUUAAGGAAGGGUUAGUUUUCUGCUGAAUCGAUGAGCCAGCCUGACUGUUCCAUGGGCACACAACUGCCUAGGCCAACAGGAAGGAAUUAGUGCAAACUACUGUUUUGUGACCGCGUGGGGUUGGAUCUGUGAGCUUUGAUUUCAGUCUCUGAUAUGAAAGAAUCACCGCUCUCUACACACCUCUGAAAUAAUUAGUUUUCCAGCUUCCUCACAAGCCAAGGAUGACCAGGAGCAUUUGAAUAAAAGAGAUCUGUCAAAAAACAGACCCCCUGUACCCUCCAGGUACUUCUGAUUGUUCCUGAGUAUCAGAGGAGUUAAGCCUGCUCCUCUGGAAACUGCUUUGCAUCACUUAUUUUGAAUAUGAGGCCAUGUCCGUAAAACAAGAUGGAGCAAAAAUGAAACUAUGGAGACCUCAUCAGUGCAAGAUAGUACUCAUCAGCCGGAGACAAACCAUGUACUUUCUGCUCAGAAGAAUCCCAGGAAAAAAAAGGGAUUACCUGAAAAUACAAAUGCAAGAAAGCUGCAGACUUCCUUUCCUCCUAUUCACUUCAGUCUCAGUCCCCCCACAAAAGCUACAGAUAAAAGCUGCAAAGACCAUGUGUCAAUCUUAAAUGUUCCCAGAGAAGAAAGGGGGCAGAAGAUCAAUCUACCUCAGGUGGAUAAACCACUGGAGAAAGUAUCAGGACUCAUCCAAGCCAUUGCUGCGGUGGAUAAAAGUAAAGUAACAACUGCUCACACUCCAUUUCUUAGUGCUCACUCGAACAGUUUGAAUGUGCCUUUUGAUGGUGCUAGAGAGAAUAAACUGGAAAACAAAUCCAAGUUAGAGUUACUCAUUUCAAAGAUCCCCUCAGAAGGAUUCACAGCUGAAGCACCCCAGGGUCCAGACUGUCCAAACUGCAAAAGGGAAAGAAGGAUCCGGAAGGAGUAUGACAAAUGCAUUUUGCAGUCAAAAAGAGACAAGGAGGCCUUGCAAGAAAGGAUCACGGAACUGGAAGCUGAACUGAAAAAACAUGCGGAACGUAACAAGCUACUUCAAGGCCGAGAGAAUGAAUUCGUCUGUUUUUCUCAGGACAGCUCAUUAAUUGAAAGAGAGGAGUCAAGAGCCCAGCUGGAAGGAACUUGGAAUGGGGAGGAGGCACAGACUCAGAGGACCAACGUGAAGCAAAGCAAGCUGUUUCUUGAAAUAGGAGAGUUAAAAUCCCAGCUCAAAAGGACAAAGAAAGGAGAAAAGGAAAAACUCUUCAUUCUGGAAAAUGAGAAGGAUGCCUGCCUGAAGGAAAUAGCAGAGCUGAAGGCCUGUGUUAAACGGAUAAGAGCAGAGAACAGUUCACUUCUGGAGAAGACAGAAGAACUGCAGAAAGCCCUUGAGAAAGGGUCUUCUGCACGCAGCUUGGCCUCAGCUGUUCAGGGGAAUGCAGAGAUGUUAACAACUUUGCAGCACAGCCCACUGGAUGUUGGGGCAGGCCUUCCUCGUUGCUUGACGAGCCAGGAUGAUGCUCUUGGCAAUUCCGGUACCUUCAGAAAUAGAGGUGUUAUUGGGCUGAGCUCAGCAGAGCAGAGCUUAAUCAGAAUGAAAGAAACAUAUAAACUGCUGAAAAAAGAACGUAACCUCCUGCUUGAUGUUAUGCUAAUCGUGUACACAAGAAGAUGGUUUCUAGAAGAAGCGGUGCCGUAUAUACGAAGAACACUUGAGAAAUGCAGGGUAAAUUUGGAAGACAGAAACUGAAAGAUGGAAACACCCCCUGAAGAAGGGAUGUUAUCUGGCCAAACCACAAGACAUUGUGUCCACAGUAGUAUCUCUUCUUGUUCCCACAGCAGGGUUGGAGUCCAGCUGGGCCGGAGUCCAGCUGGGUCUUGUGCUUUUGGAGUCUGGUGUCCAAAGCUGGAUGCUUUGUUUUUGGAACAAGUGUUCAGGCAGCACUUGUAUAUGAGCUUUUUCUUUUGUUACUAACGUGCCUAUCUGAAAAUGAUGCCCACUAGGUUGCAUUGCACGCAGAAAAAGGCAUGAUGUCUAGAACUGCUGAUUUCUUACAUUAACACAUCCAAAUUAAGUAUGUAUAUAUCUACCAUUUGUUAAUAUUUUAACAUUUUAGGAUGACAUUUGGUGUAAGCAGAAUGGGCACACAGGGCACAGCCUCUGGCUCUAAUUCAAAAUAAUUUUUAUUUCUCUGGCUGUGGCCCUUGCACUGCUAGGGCUUUACUUGGCAGUGGUACUCCUUUUCCCAUAGUUUGCUACUGCUGAAAACAUAACCUUUCUGAUGACUCUGGUCAUUAGUAAAUGCAGCUGGCUUAUUGCAGUCCAGAUCCUAUGACCUCAUGACAACUGUCGGCCUGGGACUCAUCAGAUAGUGGAGCCCUCCCAUAGCAACUGCACUGCCUGUGAACACUAAACUUCCAAAAUCUGCAUCCUUUUCCUGCAAACAAUGUAUGCGUGCAAGCUAGUGCCUUGCAGUCAAGGGAUAAUGCUGACCCUUCAGACUGCCUGUAGCAUCAACCUGCUCCAGCACGGCGGACAUGCUGAAGUUACAGUUUUAUCUUAGCCUGAAUCUGUGGCAGAUGUGAGAGCAGAUGCACAGAAGUAGAUUUAGAAUAGAAUUUUUAAGUAAGGCUGUUGCUCAUGUUCAAUAAUAUGAGAAUCAUUUAGAAACCCAAAACAGGAUUUAUGGUGUUUGAAAAUUCACAAGUACCUUUCUUCCAACCCUGCUGGAAAUAUUUUGCCUGGCACAUCCUUAGAUCACAUUGUGUUUUUCAUGAUCACAGUUCGUGAUCCAAUUAUCCUUUGUUCAACAAGUCAUCUGGGUCUUUCUCCUUACAGUUUUAGAUGAUGAAUUCCCAUUUUUAAAAAAUGUUAUUCUUGCAUAGUAUUACACUUUGCAGGCUGUACUGUUAAAUUAUUAUUUCAAAGUCAUCUUUUUCUUCCCACAUGGUGUAUUUAAUACUUUUUUGGAUACGUCUCGUUUUCUUUGCAAAUUUUUGGAUCAUGUUUCUACUUUUGUGCUUUGGCCAUUAAUUAACAUAUUGAAGUCAGAAGAUUAAAUAAUCUGUGAGAAACUUGCCCAUUAAUCUCCCUCCUUCUAAAUAGCUUCCCUGAAAGCGUAACUCAUCAUUCCUGUUCUAAUGAGCUUCCCUUAAAAUGCUUCUAACCAAACCAUCUUUUGUGAUUCAAAUUACUUGUUUCUCCGUGUUAGUUGCAUCCGGUAGGUUUCAGUUCUGACAGAAGAGUACUACAUAUUCUAGUCUCCUCUCCUUUGGUAUUGCUCUGCAUCUUGGUAAUUUACCAAAGCCUUUCAAGUAUAUUUGGAUUUUCAUGUUGGGAUUAUUGCAUUUUUUUUUUUUUCCUUCCUUAAAUACAGUCACCUUCAUUUCAGUGCCAUCAUCCUAUUACCUUCUUGCUGCUUUGUCUAUAUUUUAAAUCAUCCUGCCGACCAAAAAGAAGGUCAAAUAAUUACUUUAGUUUUCAGGCCAGUCUACCCUUCAUCUCAUGGGAACAUGGUGUCCACAUGCUCUAACAAUGGUGUUGAGUCUUCUUUGUUAUAUCACCUUUAUCUAUGUGUUCAUUAAUUCUGUCCCUUACUAAGGUAAUACAGUAAAAACUCAGUGGUAAAGUCGAUCUGAAUUCUACAUAAGUCCUCGACUCCUCACUCAAGACUCCUUUUUUUUUAAAAAAAAAAAAAAAAAAAAAAGGUAUCCUCGUAUUUGCUGCCUUCUAUUCUUCUAGUACAAAGGUGGUUUUUUUUUUAGUAAUGGUUAUUACUCCCUACCUUUAAAGGUUCAGCAAUUAUAUAUUGUACUCUUUUAGAGCACCUGCUUGAGUGCUAUCUGAUCUUAAUGCAUUUGAAAACCCUUCAAAUAAUCUCUGUGAGAGAAAACAAAAUCCAGAGCUCCUCUGCCUUCUUUCAAAAAAGCAGGUUCACUAAAGAGACAAAUAUCAAUUAUAGAUGACUAUGAAUGCAAUAACACACUGUCAGUACUCUCAACUUCUAAAGAGUUGUACAAUCGCAAGCAAACUAAACAUGAGGUUAUAUGGUGGGGUUAUCUGGUAUAACUAGAGAUUGUAAAUGGUGAUUUUCAGUGUGGAGUAAUGAUUAAUAUUUUCCUGUAUGAUACAUAUACAAGGGAUAUUUUAUUUAAAUACAAAAUUAAAAAUUAAAACUAGUAUUAAUAAUUCCACAGAAUAACUAAAAUAUGAUAAAAAUAACUUCAAAAAUAACUAAAAAUAUGAUAAACUUCCAAGCAUUGGUACACAAUUCCUCAAAGUUAGGAGGAACAUGAAUAGUAACAGAUUGAGUUGGUACUCUUGCAUACAAUGUGGAAGGAGAUUUUAAAAAAAAUCCUUUAUUGUUAUUCAUUUCAGAUGUCUUUGCAAACUUGCUAGUUUUAACAUAUACAGUGUUUUCUAGUAUUCACUGAAUGUGUUUUGAGUCCCUGCGCCAUGUAAUAUUUUACCCUGUUCUCUACUAAGCUCAAAAGACUUGUUUGAAAUCCUUAGCAGAGAUCCCUUACUAUGUAGAUACCUUUUAUUUUCUCUCCUAAUAUUCGAUAUGACAUGGUUAGAAGGAAAGGGGCAAGAAUAGGGCCAAAAAAGCCUCCGUGUGCACUUUUGGUUGUGUAGUAGCUGCAGUUCUGAGUAGCAAGUAUGUGAGGAAAAGUAAAAGUCUUCCUUUCCAUGCUUUCCAUAUAUAUGCAAAAAACUACAGUUGCUGGUUGUUUUUUAUCCUGAUGUAAUAAUUUCCUCUUUUUAUAGUAUGUUUACUGUCUCAGUAAAGAAAUUUGAAGAUUAA
Molecule: messenger RNA, 6399 nt
Organism: Struthio camelus australis
Lineage: Eukaryota; Metazoa; Chordata; Aves; Struthioniformes; Struthionidae
Source: RefSeq, a predicted model, not a curated record